AGAAACAAUAUUCUAUUGUUAAAUAUUUUGUUCGUGGCUACUGAAACUCGAACCUAACAUUUUAGAAAAAAACUUUAUUAGUAGAGUUACAAUUCCGGAUAAAAUUUAUGAAUGAUAACUAUUUAAAUGAUACAUUCGAUAUUGCUAAACUAGUACUCCCUCCGUAUUUUUAUAUAUAACGUUUUGCCUUUUUCACACAAAACAAUAAACACUGCAAAAUUCCUUUAGCAUCCUCAUUCAUAAUUAACUAAAGACUAGAAGAGUUGAAUAUGUUAAUAAUAUAAAGAGUAAAUAAAAUUAUUAUUAUUAUAUCUUACCUAGUUUUUUGGAAAACGUCAGAUAUAUUGGAACAAAAAAAACUUCUAAAACGUCAUCUAAAUCUAAACGGAGAAAGUAUUUAGCUCUAAAUUAUUCGACUAAAAAUGGUUCACUAUAUUAACAAUGACUCACUAUAUGACAGUUUUAUCCCAUUAGCUCUUUGUUUGACCUAAAAAAAGAUUUCAAGUUAAUUCAUUUGGGUUUUAUAAUGUAGUGUUAUUCGAUGAUUGAUUUUAAAUCUUUUAUCGAAAUCUUGUGUUAUUGGUUGUUAUAUUUAAUUUUUUUUGUUAAGAAAUUAUGAAAUCUAGUGUUAUUGGUUCUAGUAUUUACAAUCUUUUCACUAAAAUAAUUUAAAAUCUAUUGUUAUUCAAUUUAAGAUUUAAAUCCAAGAUUUUAAAUCAUGUGUUAUUCAUGUUUUAUAAAAAAAAUCAAUUCCUUUGACUUAAAAUAUUUUCAAUGGAUUUGAAUACAACUUUAUGUGUAAAAUAUUUGAGUCAAAAUGAAACAUAUCUAAAUAAAUCAUAAUCUUAGAUUGUAAAAUGAAUCAAAAAAAAAUAAAAUAGGGUAAAAUUUAAAAUCUACCCUAUUUUAAAUCUGAUAGAGUUGAUUUCAACAUAUAUAACCAAUAACACCCACUAAGCUCUUUUUAAAUGUAAUUUACAAAAAAAAAAACUUAAAUCUCUUUUUGGAAGUAUAAGGGGGUGUUAUUCAAUAGGUGGUUUAUAAUCAAUUCUCAAUUGUAAUCAAUAAAAUUUUAAAUUUAAACAUAGUUUUUAGCUAAUGAAUUCUAAAAUUUCUGGAGUGUACCUUGGAUUUUGAUUUCAAUUAUUUGUUCAUGAGAAUUCACCACAAAUUAUUUGAAAUUAAUUUUAAAUAAUUAUUUUUAAAAUAUUUUGAAGUUGAAUAACACUAGAUUUUAAAAACUGGAUUUAAAUCAUUUGUUGAAUAACACCUCAUUUUUACUAGAUUUAUAAAUACCAUAUUUAAUAACACUAUAUUUAAAAUAAAGUUUAGAAUCAUUUGACUAACGGUGAAUUUUACUUAGAUUUAAACUCUAUUAAAAUACAAGAUUGAAUAAUACCACCUAAAGGUUUUUCCUGCGACAUGUAGUAUUCUGGAAUUCAUUAUACACUCUAUUAAGUUUUCUACAUUAAGUAUUUUUUUGUCUUAUUUAGUGUUAAUUAAUGCAGUCAUUGACAAUGUAAGUCAUGGACAAAUCUGAUUGGUAGAAUGGUGGUAUAAAAAGGAAUUACAAUUCUAAAGUUGAAUAAAUGAAUUAAUAUUGAAAGUUCCAUUUACAGAAGAUUUUAUUCAGCAAAGAAUUAUUUAUAUUACAAUUUUAGUACACACACUUUUUUCAUCUCACAAAGUGUACAUAAACUAGUUUAUUUUUUAUUACUAUACCAAACUUUUAAAUUACACCAUUUAACACCCUCAAAUUAAUAAAAUUUUAGUUUUUGAUUAAAUAUUACCACUUAAUACAAAGUAUUACUAUUAACAUAGUAAAAUAUAUCAAAUCUGUAAAACUAAAUUUAUGACUAAGAGAUAAACAAAAUUUUAUUUUAGUAGGCUUUUAAAAAUUGUCAUAUAAACUAUAAUUUAUUAAAAACUAAUGUUACCUAGUUAAUAUUAUUUUUUACGGAUAAUGGUUUUAAGAAAUCCAUUUGAUAAGAAUUUAAAGGUUCUGAAAAAAUAUAAAACAAUAACAUAUUAAUAAUAAUUUAAUGAAAUUCAUAUUUUUUAUUAAACGUGAAUACUUCAAAAUGUAGCACACAUUUAAAAUUUACUAGGCCUAUAAAUUCUGAGUUUUGCUAUCUAAUAGAAGCAUAAUAGGCUUGAAAUAGUAGCAAAUCUCUUGAAUCCAACCUAAAACCUUCAUAAAGUUUUAGACUACCAUAAAUCUAUAUAUUUGGUGAAACGAUUUAUGAACAUGAAUUUUUAUAUCUUUAUAAUAUGAAAAAAAUGUGUAGGUAUUAUAUAUCAUGUGACUCACUAAGUCAUAUACCUUAUAUAUAGCCAAAUAACUAUCUGAUAUUUGAAUAUCCGACUAAUUUUUUCACAAAGUUCCUCUAGUGUGUGAGUAGUCCAUUAUCAAGGAUUAAAAAUAAAUAUGAUGUUAUGUGUGGUUUAUGGAAUAACUUAUUUUUCAAUUGGGAAAAAAGAUCAUUUAUUCUCUAAAUUUUAAAUUUAAUGGUGAACUAUAAUGAAUUUGUCGAUUUAAGUAAUAUACAUACAAAUAAUAUAUUAACAGAAUAAAAAAUGUACCAAAAUUAUAUUUUGGAAAUAUAUGAAUUUAAUUUCUUAUACAAGAUCUUAGGAUUAACUUUAGUUUUUCACAACGGAGUUCUGUUGAUAAAAAUAAUAAUGAAAAAAAAUUGUGUACAGACUAAGGGAAAGUUAGAAGAAAAAUUGGUAAAUCCAAAAAGAAGGGAGGAUGAAUGUUGUAAAAUAUCUAAUAAAUGAUUCUUCUAUUUUUGUCAUUACAUAGCAUGAACCAACUAUAAAAGGUGGUGCAAGGGGAUUGAAGCAAACCAAGAUACAUCAGCAGCUUAAGUUCUUUGUUCAUUGACUCCAUCGUUGAAUUCCUGAGAUAGUGACUUUGUUAACCAUGGAUCGCCAGGCCAAGAAUGUUCCUUUCCAGACAAGCUUCGUCCUCUCCACCCAUUGCCCGUGUCCUCCCAGUGGCCAGAACAGAGGCAGCAUGCCGCCUCCUCGCCGGAGCUCAUUGCCACCCCUUCCCCCAAAGAGACCAACAACAGCCAGACGUCAUCAGCAAGUCGGGUUGCAGAAUUUCAACCCCGGACCAAGGCUCCUCCCACCUCAGUCGCCCGUCUUCCGCUCAUGGACCCCCAUGAGUAGUCCUGCACCGUCAUCGUCGUUCCAGUACUUUCAGCCAGCGCCGCCGGUGGCUUACCACAACGCGGCGUUGCCUCCGAGGCCCCCAACCACCUCCGUCAGUGCUCGCGGAAGUGCCUACAGCGGUAACGACUCAGCUGUUUUCCCCUCUAUGGAUGCUAUGAAGAUGAUCUAUCCGGAGCCCAUAGAGAUGCCCGUUGGCGUGAACUAUUCAAAGGAAGGCCAUGGGGAACCAACCGGUUUCAUGGACCAGCAAGUCUACAUGGACCUGGAUGAGAUUUUUGAUUUUUCUACUAAGGAUGAUGACGUGGCCAGAAUCGUUAGCGGAUCUUCUGAGAAUAACGCGGGUGUAAAGAAAAGAGCAGCACCUUCGAGAAAAACGAGAAGGAAGAGUGUUUCACCAUCAGUGGAUUGCAAUAACAAUUGGAAGUCCAGCGUGGCGAUUGAAAAAGGGAUGUUUACUGAAUCUCAAAUGAAUGAGAUUGCGCGCUCAGUGACACUCCAAAAAUACGUUGUAACUGAUCCUAAGUAUGCCAAAAGGACGUUGUCAAACCGGGCAGCAGCACGACGUUCAGUCCAGAGGACGGCGCAGCACAUUUUAAAUUUGGAGGAAAAGGAACAAACUCUUGAGAAAGAGGGUGCUACACUAACUGUCCAUACCAGGUUUGCGGAGAAAACUAAAUUGGGCCUGGAAGAGGAGAACAUGAAGCUAAGGAUUCGUUAUCAAGGACUCCAGGACCAGUUCAAACGUGCUAAUGUGUUGUGUGCAGCCUCGAAGGAAUGUAACAAUGAAGAAAUCAAUUGGGUGAAGCAGAAGGGAAAAGAAGCGGUAUUCCCAGACUGGGGGGAUACGACAAUGGACGAAUUCUUGUUGGAGCAGCUGAACGAGUUAAAUGAGGAGCCGGAGACGAAAAAUUAUGGUUUCGAAUGAAGAGAUCAUCCAUAGGAAGUUGAGAGAGGGUGUAGGUUCAAGGCCUGGAUUGAAGUCAAAAUGUCUUUUUCUUUUUUUUUUUUAAGUUGUUUUCAUGAGUUGUAUGGUCAGAGUCAGGU
Molecule: messenger RNA, 4224 nt
Organism: Brassica napus (rape)
Lineage: Eukaryota; Viridiplantae; Streptophyta; Magnoliopsida; Brassicales; Brassicaceae
Exons: 5
Coding region: 2927-4105 (392 amino acids)
Biological process (GO): regulation of DNA-templated transcription
Cellular component (GO): nucleus
Molecular function (GO): DNA-binding transcription factor activity
Source: RefSeq, a predicted model, not a curated record